UCCUCAGCUCCUCUCUGCAAGUGGCGUGUGCAGCUCUGCACGAGACCAUGAGCAGCUCAAUGGCUCCUCUCCUCCUCGCUCUGCUGUUGGCUUUCGUGGCUAGAGGCCACGCCGACCUAUACGGCAACCCCACGCCGCCGGCUCAACCGCCGUCGAGAGUGGCCGGAAAGAAGUUCCCCCCGGACGAGUUCAUCUGCAACAGCCCCAACAGCGACUGCUUCGGCGCCAACAUCACCUGCCCCGAUCAGUGCCCGUCCUUCCGGCCGGCCAACCCCAAUGAGAAGGCUUGCUUCAUCGACUGCAACAAUCCCACCUGCGAGGCUGUCUGUGGAACCAGGAAGCCGGACUGCAACCUGCCUGGUUCAGGGUGCAAGGACCCGAGGUUCGUCGGCGGCGAUGGCAUCGUGUUCUACUUCCGCGGCAAGGCGAACCAGCACUUCACGCUCGUCUCCGACGCCGGCUUCCAAAUCAAUGCCCGCUUCAUCGGCCUCCGCCCCGCCGGCCGCCGACACGACUACACGUGGAUCCAGUCCCUCGGCAUCCUCUUCGGCAAGCACACCGUCACCGUCUCCGCCACCCCCGCUGCCGCCUGGGACCGCAGCGCCGACCACCUCUCCUUCACCUUCGACGGCGAGCCCUUCGACCUCGGCAUCGGCCACCUCUCCUCCUGGUCCUCGCCUGCCGCGGGCGACCUCCUCGUGGAGCGCACCGCCUCCGUCAACAGCGUGAUCGUGGUCCUCCCCGGGUCGUUCGAGAUCAGGGCGACGGUCGUCCCCGUGACAAAAGAGGACGACAGGAUCCACAAGUACAACGUUCCCGCCGACGACUGCUUCGCCCACUUGGACGUGCAGUUCAAGUUCUUUGGGCUGUCGGAGCGGGUGGAGGGCGUGCUGGGGCAGACUUACCAGCCCAACUUCCAGAAUCCGGUGAAGAGGGGGGUGCCGAUGCCGAUCAUGGGCGGCGAGGACCGCUACUUCACCUCCUCUCUGCUGGCCACCGACUGCAAGCGCUGCAUCUUCUCGCCGGAGGUGCCGGUGGCGUCUGAGGUGGUCGACGCUUCUGCUGCCUCCUUCGACUGCACCAGCAAGAUGAGCCAUGGAUAUGGGAUAGUCUGCAGGAGGUGAGAGCGUGAGAUCAUACGAGGAAGAAGAGAGGAGGAGACACUGAAGGACGGAGAAGGGGGUUUAGUAUGAAUAAUAAGGUGGCAUGGUGUUGCUGUUGAGAGCAGUAGUAGCAGCAGCAGCUCAUGCAGCAUAGAAUCUUAGUCUACAUAAAAAGAUUGAUCAGUAUUAUGUGAUGAUACCAAGUGUUUAUGCAUUAUAUAUUAUGUUUGAGAAUUGUGAGGUAUGAUGUGGAGCAACUGCUCCUGUACUUUGCUAUUGAUUAAUAAAGUGUUUAAGGACCUAAUUACA
Musa acuminata AAA Group (dessert banana) is the source of this 1412-nucleotide messenger RNA. RefSeq lists its product as uncharacterized. The coding region runs from base 48 to 1124 and encodes 358 amino acids. NCBI's taxonomy places the organism in Eukaryota, Viridiplantae, Streptophyta, Magnoliopsida, Zingiberales, Musaceae. The record is from RefSeq and is a predicted model, not a curated record. The transcript is spliced from 2 exons.